GUCAGGAGGCGGUGCCGCGCCGCGGCCGGAGUGGGCCGAGGUUGGAUGAAGAGCCUCAACUUCUUCCGGGUGUCCCUUUAAAACAUUUCUUAUUUCUCCACUUCCUUCUCCCCAUGGAAGACAGGCUGGGGUUCCUUUUUUGCUGUUCAUGCUGAGCAGUUGCUUGGAGAGGUGGUGCUUGAGUGGAGAUACACCUGGUGAUGAUACAAAUGUGGGAAUCACCCCGGAUGUGGUUGCUGCUGGUGCUCCCCUGGGAACAUGCCUUGAUAGGGAAUUAACACCAGUCAGUGAUGGGCUGUGGGACCAGCAAAGUGCUUCCCGAGCCCCCCAAGGAUGUGCAGCUAGACCUGGUUAAAAAAGUGGAACCUUACACGGGCCACAGCGACAUCUACAAGCAUUUCAUCAAAGAUGACUGCAGGGCUGUCAUCAAAGCUGGCUCUCCCUCCCCUCCCCACCACACCAACCCCUGUCCCGGGAGCGCCCCGCCCGCCCAGCAGCCCGAGCCCCGCAAGAACAAAGUGGCCAAGUACCGCGCCAAGUUCGACCCGCGCGUGACGGCCAAGUACGACAUCAAAGCGCUGAUCGGCAGGGGCAGCUUCAGCCGCGUGGUGCGCGUGGAGCACAAGGCCACCAAGCAGCCCUACGCCAUCAAGAUGAUCGAGACCAAGUACCGCGAGGGGCGCGAGGUGUGCGAGUCGGAGCUGAGCGUGCUGCGCCGCGUGCGCCACACCAACAUCAUCCAGCUCAUCGAGGUCUUCGAGACGCAGGACCGCGUGUACAUGGUCAUGGAGCUGGCCACCGGUGGAGAGCUCUUCGACCGCAUCAUCGCCAAGGGCUCCUUCACCGAGCGGGACGCCACGCGCGUGCUGCAGAUGGUGCUGGACGGGGUCAGGUACCUGCACACGCUGGGCAUCACCCACCGCGACCUGAAGCCCGAGAACCUGCUCUACUACCACCCGGGCACCGACUCCAAGAUCAUGAUCACCGACUUCGGGCUGGCCAGCGCGCGCAAGAAGGGGGACGACUGCCUGAUGAAAACCACGUGCGGCACCCCAGAGUACAUCGCCCCCGAGAUCCUGGUCAGGAAGCCCUACACGAACUCGGUGGACAUGUGGGCGCUGGGGGUCAUCUCCUACAUCCUCCUCAGCGGCACGAUGCCCUUCGAGGACGACAACCGCACCCGCCUGUACCGGCAGAUCCUGAAGGGGAAGUACAGUUACUCAGGCGAGCCCUGGCCCAGCGUGUCCAACCUGGCCAAGGAUUUCAUCGACCGCCUGCUGACGGUGGACCCCAGCGACAGGAUGACGGCCCUGCAGGCCCUGAAGCACCCGUGGGUGGUCAGCAUGGCAGCCUCCUCCUCCAUGAAGAACCUGCACCGCUCCAUCUCACAGAACCUUCUCAAGAGGGCUUCCUCCCGCUGCCAGAGCACCAAGUCAGCUCAGUCCACCCGCUCCAGCCGCUCCACCAAGUCCAACAAAUCGCGGCGCGUGCGGGAGCGGGAGCUGCGCGAGCUCAACCUGCGCUACCAGCAGCAGUACACGGGCUGAGCUUGAGUCUCUGGAAAGGAAAAUUCAAAAGGAGGACCCUUGCCACAGGUCUGCUCUGCCCUGCAGGUGUGCACACACUCAGUGAGGAACAGCCAGGUUCCUCCCUCCCUCCCUCCCUGCAGGAGGUGUCCCCCUCACCCCGUGUGGAGGAAAGGGAACCUCGUGGUGGCCGUGCCAGCCUGCGAGGGUCUCGCACCAGGAACGGGGGAGUCCUUGUGGGCUCAGAGCCUCGAGGAAUUAAGGAGCCACGUGGGGAGAAGAGCUCUUUCUGUAGCCCAGGAGCUUGGUUGUUCAUAGUUAUUUAUUAAUUCCAGAGCGUUUAGUUUGUCUCACUUGUGUACGGAAAAAAGAAGCAAUCACUUGGUGUGUCUGUGCGCGCACGUCCGUGUGUGCACACACACGUGUGGGGGUGUAUAUGUAUUUAAAAAUCAUAGAUACUCAGAUUUUGGGCUGGUUUAGUCAGACUCCGUGGUGCCUUUGCAGCGAAGCUGGAGUGAGUCAUGUGCAGUUACAAGUGGGAUAGCUCUGACUCACUGCUGUGCUGCCCACCAGCUCCUCGCCAAAGAGAUGCCAGACAGCAGUUUUCCACCAGGGCUGGGAAGCUGUGAGGUUUCCCCCAAGGGCUGCCAUCCUCCUGAUGACGUCAAGGGCUCACUUGAUGACAUCAAGGGUUUACCCCUGGAAUUGUCCUUUCCCUGUUUGCAGCAAGACCAGUGCCUGUCACGCAGGGUUUGUUGUUCUUGUGGAUCUGUUGUGUCUCUGACAUGUUGCGCACCUUGCACCCUUCAGAAGAAGAUUAAGAAGGUUUUUUUGUGCUAAGGGGAAAAAAGAGGAGGGAGGUUUUAGGGAUGUGCUUCCCACCCCAGAGGUGGGAUGGGCUAUAACCACUGUAAGCACAGUGUUACUGACCAUGUCACUGCACCAGAACUUUGGUGCUUCCAGGCUGCUCCCUGCCUGCAGAUUUGACAGGGCUCCCCUGCUUUGUGUGCCUGUGCAGCCCCAGCACUGCCAUCCCUGCUUUGGGACAGUGGUGGUGGGAGCUCUUGGGGUGGCCACAAAUGGCUCCACAGCAUCAGGGUAGGGGCUUGGGUAGUGGAAGCCCAGUCUGGGAGUGUCAGCAGUAACAAUACCCUGGAGACAUUGUACAAAUGCCCUAGAGCUGUGAGGGGUGACUUAAGUUCACCAGGAAAAAGCUGCCUUUGAGGAGUCCUUGUGCUGUGUGGGUGAUGAGGUGGCCUCUUACAAAGGACUCUCAGGGGAGGUGGGGGCUGCAGAGCUGAGCUUUCUGCAAGCCUGCUGAGAUUCUCUUCCCAGCUAGUUAGGGCAGCAAAGUGGGGCUGAUGGCACAGGAUGGAUUUGGCUUCUCAUGGUAGCAGAGACAUGAUCAGCAGUGAAGGAAAAUGCUGGGGUUUGAAACUUUUCUUACAAAGCCACACGAUUUGCUUUGUGCUGUGCCCUUGGGAAGGGCUUGCUUGGCUCUGGGCUGGAGGUGCAGGCAGGUCCCAGCUCAAGGGUCUGGUGAGCUUGGCUUUUCCUAGGAUUGAUGGCUGUGCCACUGUGUUUCAGUGUCAGCAGGGCUAAAAUGGUCAGUCCCAUCUCCAGGGAGCUCUCACAGUCACUCCCAGUCAGCAAACAGCAAAGCAGCUUUAAUGGGGGAAGAUUGGAGUUUUCUGUGCUAAGGUAAAAAAAAAUAAAAUAAAGGGGGAUUUCUGGGGGUGUGCUCCCACCCCAAAUGUGGGAUGGGCUGUAAAUGAGUGUAACCAGCCUGGUGUGCCAAGCAUGUGGUGGGGAAUAGAGCAGGCACUUGAGGACAGCCACUGUGUGUAGCAGGAGUGAAUUCAAAAUCCUUUGCAUGGUUUUUCAUGUUAUUUUGAAAACCUCACAUCCUUUGCAGGCUGCCCUUGCUCUGAGCAACCCAUCCUCCCAUGUCACACACAAUCUUUCUUCCUUCAGCAUUAACAGAUACUGUAGAAUUUCCUAUAUUUAUUUUUUUCAACUCUGUGGACUGUAGACAAAAAUAUUUUCAGCAUCUUUUACCUCCUCACAUUGUUUUCCCCUAGUUUGUUACCAGGAACUAUAAACUAGAUGUGAUUUCUGACAAAGCAGCUUGCCACAUUUUGUUUCAUAAACAGUUCAGUGUCCCUCAUGGUCCUGCAAACAGCUCCCCAAAAGCAGGAGCCCCUCUUGGGCCAGGAUCAGCUGGACCCUGGGGUCCUGCAGGUCAGGUGGUGGCAGGAGGCUCCCUCAGAGCACUUCUGCUUCUGAGCCAUUACUUGAAGAGGCUUUGGUGUGUUUGGAGCAUCACUCCAGGCACUGUGAUUGCUUUUACCUCCUGGUUGCUCCCAUGGCCCUCUCCAGAUUAUCCUGCAUUUUUAUCCAUAAAACAGGGAUUUUAUUUUGCCUGGUGAGGGGGUCAAACUGAUGAACUGAGCCAAGACCUCUGGAACUGAGACCCUUCCCCUUAACCACUAGACUGUCAAAGUGCACAGGCAUCAUGCAGAGAUCUGCCCAUGCUGUUCCUUUAUCCUUCCCUUGUGGGAUGAGGAAUGCAUAAAGCUCUGGGCUAACCAGGCUUAUUUCUCCACCUUCACAAAGCAGAACAAGAAUCUUCUCUUCUGUGGCAAUUUUUGCUUCAUUGAUCUUUUCCACGACUGUUUUUUCACCAGGGGACGUUCAGAGUGAUUGUUUGUGGUUACUUUGGGCUGGAAUAUGUUUUGAGGAGCAGGAGGUUGCUGUGCAGGUUCCUGACAGUGCCAGGAUUUGGUGAUGAUGCUCUGUGGCUAGGGGUGAAUUGGCAGAAGGAGGAUCCAUCCCAUAGCUGAGAGUGCUGGAUAUCUGCAUCUGCUUGUCUGUGGUAUUGAGGUGUGUGCAGUCCUAGGGCACUCCACUGCUUGGGAACUGUGGGAGGAGGACCAAGGCCAUCCCAUAAAGAGCUUUGGCUUUUCUGAAAAAAGAACUCUAACUCCUCUCACAAAUGCAAGGUUUUCUUGUUUGCAUGGAAAAAUCAGUGUAAGCUUGGGAAAAUCUUUACAGGCUUUCCUUCCAUAGUUCAAUUUUAACUCUUGGCUCACUCCCUCUUCUUUUUCUAAAUCCAAUAUUCAUAGGAGCUUUGCAGCCAGACAAUAACAUGUGGCCAGAGGGGAGAUGAGCAGAGCUCUGUCCAAGUGACCCUGGAGUCCUCAGUGAUGUUUCCCUCAGUCUGGAAAACUGUGGUGCUCCAAAUGCCACGUUGGAACGUCCAGCUUAAGAACAAUUCCUCAGGUGCUUUUAUUCUUGCAAAUGGGACAGGUUUUCAGUUGAUCUGGUGUGGAGGGGGACAGGCAAAGUGCUAUAAUUCUGAGCCAUGGUCCAGGUGCCUUCAGUCUGUUCUCUAAGAAGCUCUUCACUGUGAAUUACCUUGAUCAUCUGUCUUCAUUCCACAGGAGCAGCUCAGUGCUCAGUUGGUCUUAAAUCUCAGGAGUUUACACUUUUCAGGAGUGCCUUUUUUGGGGAUUUUAGAAACUAAAAUCUCUCUGAAAUGUUUUUUUCUACUCUUUCAUUUAUUUUUUUUUAAUGUCCUUCUUUGACUUUUAAUGGUGGUUCUUAAUUGGGCUCGCAGGGUGUUUUUGGGAAGCUUCCCUCCUGAACGUGCAGGGAGGACAGAAGUGACACCUGCCUGUUCCAGACCACCACUAAUCUCAGUGCUUCUGUUUUGCCUGCUCUGGCUCACGCAGGGGAGGUGGAGUUGGAAUGACACCUAGUGGCAAAUUGUGGUGUGUCCUUGUCCCAGCACAGCCCUCUCCUCGCUGCUCUUUGAGGAGUGAAGGGAAUUAGGGUGGUUUGUCUUUUGGAACUUAGCAGUACUGUGUAAAACAAUCCCAUCCUUUUGUCCUGGAGUUUGGCUGCUCUCUCAGGGGAGAGAAUUACAGCUUCAAAGAAUGUGGCCUGUUGGUUCCUUGAUUUUUAUUAUUUUUGUUGAAGGGUAUUUGAAAAGAAUGUGAAAAAGUCAUCCAGAAAUUGCAUUAAGGAGUCUAAAGAUUUGCAUCCAGGUCUUUGAGCAUGUAGUGUAUUUUCCUAAAACAGAAAUUAUCAGUCCAUUUUUAUUUACUUCUCACUCAGGCUUCUAAAAAUCCUGACACAUCAGCCCAGUGGGGAUAGAAAUCACCCUUCCUGAAGAAGCCUGUGCUGUUGAACACUGCAGUUGUGAUAGCAUCCAGAUGCUCCUGCCCUGUGUUGUUCUUGGAAGCACACAGCUGUACGUGGAGG
Molecule: messenger RNA, 5792 nt
Organism: Melozone crissalis (California towhee)
Lineage: Eukaryota; Metazoa; Chordata; Aves; Passeriformes; Passerellidae
Gene: PSKH1
Product: protein serine kinase H1
Exons: 4
Coding region: 291-1547 (418 amino acids)
Biological process (GO): protein phosphorylation
Molecular function (GO): ATP binding; protein kinase activity
Source: RefSeq, a predicted model, not a curated record